AUGGAGUUGAAUGGUGGUAAUUUAGAAAACAGAAACAGAGGGAGUCAUGAUUCAGAAGACAAGUACGUUCCUUUUGACAUUGAAAACGCCAGGAAUUCGGCAGCAGAUGAUGACGAUGCCGAUAUCAAUGGCAUCGACAUCGCCAUCCAUUCAAUGUCGUCUAAGAAGUCUCCUCCUCCUCCUCCUCCUGUAUCUACAGCUGAUAUUUUAAAGACUUUGUAUAAUAAAACUCUGUUAGGAGAUCAUAUGGGGAGAUUUCCAGCUCCAUUGUUGAUGAAUACGGUCCAUUUCUCAAUGCAAGCUGUUUUAUCUACGGCUAUUACUUGGUAUUGGUCUGAUAGAUUUCGGCCGAAUGUUGCUAUGUCGUGGAGGGAUUAUUUUAUAAGAGUUGUACCAACAGCUCUCGGAACUGCAUUCGAUGUUAACUUGAGCAACGUAUCCCUUGUUUUCAUCUCUGUUACAUUUGCCACAAUGGUUAGUUAUGCUCUCUCUACUUUAUUGCAAUAUACAAAGUUUGAAAAAUCCACUUACAUUGAUGAGCUAUGUGACUCCAGUGAUGGCAAUUUCAACCGGUACCAAAAGCUACAGAAGGGUCAAACAAGUGAAAAUGACUUGGCUGGGUCAUCCCCAAAAAAUGUUGCAGCGAAGUAUGUUAUCCUUGACGAGAUGGAUGAUCUAGAUGAUGGCACUUGA
Dovyalis caffra is the source of this 693-nucleotide messenger RNA. NCBI's taxonomy places the organism in Eukaryota, Viridiplantae, Streptophyta, Magnoliopsida, Malpighiales, Salicaceae. The record is from the annotation of a GenBank genome assembly.